CAGGAAAAACAAAUUAAAAUUUUAAAAGUUAUCAGGAUGCAAGCCACGCUUAAGAGCGCGUGCAGUCGUUAAGGGUGAGGCCAUCAGGGGGACACGGUGAUGUCAAAGCUGAUAGAAAAUAAAAUAAUAAACGAUACGGGGAAAGCCUGCAGACCUGCGCUGCCUUAUGCAGCAAUCAAGCUAAUUAGAAUCAGCCGCUCCUAAUUUGACUAACAGGCAGCGUCGGUGCGUUUACGGCCACUCUGGACAGCUGAAGCUCAUCCCGGCUCCCUGCUGCUGCUGCUCCUGGUCCACUGAUCGAGUGCUCCCCGCCCCACAGCCUGUAUCUGAUCGUCAUACAGAGGUUUCCCCCCCUGCUGCUGCUGCGUAACAUCUCUCCAAGUCCAGCCGUGGUGCUCACCAAGACCUCACCGCUUGGAGCUCAUCUUCCUACACGGAAUACGCACUGAGCGAGCCGCCGAGGCGACAUUUAAAGACGCCGAGAUUUUUGGCUCCUCGGGUUCAGUCCAGACCGAAGCGAGGCUGGGAUUUCCUCUUAUCGUUUCAUAUUUGACAGAUCUUUGUGUGUGCGCGUGUGUGUGUCUGUGUGUGUUGGGUGGAGUCAACCCGGAAUUCUCCCAAAUUGGAAAACCACUGGCACAUUUCAGGAGCACCAUGAAGGACGGCAUCGCCAACAACAGCACGGCCAGCAUCUCCCAAGCCAGGAAAGCUGUGGAGCAACUGAAGAUGGAGGCCUGCAUGGAUAGGAUAAAGGUAUCCAAAGCCGCCGCAGACCUGAUGGCAUACUGCGAGGCGCACAUACGCGAGGACCCCCUCAUCGUGCCCGUGCCCGCCUCCGAGAACCCCUUCCGGGAGAAGAAGUUCUUCUGCACCAUCCUCUGAUGAGCUGCUGGUAGAGCUGUGCAGGCAUGGCGUUGCCUGGCUUCUCUGUCUUCACCACACCUGAAGCUACUGGCCAUAGGCAUUGAGCUGAGUUUUGCCAAGGCGGGGACACUCUGUUGUUGGUCAGCUCUGCCCCUGGUGGCUGAAGGUUUUGGGGGAGUCAGCUACCAAACUGGCAACCCAGUGGGCGUAUAAUGUCUUGUUAAAUAGGUUUGUUAUUGCUUUGUUAUUAGAGAAACAGCCUUGCUUAGUGCUCAAAGAGAUGAGAGAUGUUUUGGUUUUUUCUUUUUCUGUGCUAGAUUUGAACUUGCCUCAGGAAACAACUUUGCCCAGUGUUUGACUUUUUUUU
Molecule: messenger RNA, 1231 nt
Organism: Haplochromis burtoni (Burton's mouthbrooder)
Lineage: Eukaryota; Metazoa; Chordata; Actinopteri; Cichliformes; Cichlidae
Product: guanine nucleotide-binding protein G(I)/G(S)/G(O) subunit gamma-4
Exons: 3
Coding region: 655-882 (75 amino acids)
Biological process (GO): G protein-coupled receptor signaling pathway
Cellular component (GO): heterotrimeric G-protein complex
Molecular function (GO): G-protein beta-subunit binding
Source: RefSeq, a predicted model, not a curated record